Messenger RNA from Colletotrichum karsti, 282 nucleotides. RefSeq lists its product as uncharacterized. The record is from RefSeq and is a predicted model, not a curated record. Lineage: Eukaryota; Fungi; Ascomycota; Sordariomycetes; Glomerellales; Glomerellaceae. The coding region runs from base 1 to 282 and encodes 93 amino acids. The transcript is spliced from 2 exons.
AUGUCUUCCAACGAAGCUCCCACCGGUGACGUCCAGGAUAACGAGUACGUCUCCCGUCAGCCUCAGCGCGGCGAGCCUAUCCGAGUCCAGGCCGAUGACGCCAAGGUCGAAGAUCCCAUCGACCCUCAGACAGCCGAUAGCGAUGAGCAGCUUGAGCGUGACGACAACGAGGCUAUUGACAAGAGCAACAUCAUUGACGAGCGCACUCGUUCUGCCAAGCCCCAAGGAACCUAUCGCGAGCCUGGCGACACUGAGGGACUUGAGCGCGAGCAAUUAGAGUAG